ACGUUUUUGAACAGUUAUUAAUCAUUUCUGUAGUUGUACAAUGAGCUAUUUUUAUUAAACUGUUUUUACUGAAAAAAUUCCAAUUCUUUUGUUUUUAUCAUUGUUUUGAGCACAAGUCAUGGGCAAGCAAAAUAGUAAAUUGAAGCCAGAAGACAUUCGUGACCUCAGGGCUGCUACUGAGUUUAAUGAACAUGAACUUCAAGAAUGGUAUAAAGGAUUUAUUAAGGAUUGUCCUUCCGGAAACUUAACUAUGGACGAGUUCCAGAAGAUCUACGCAAACUUCUUCCCACAAGGAGACGCCUCAAAGUUUGCAGCUCAUGUCUUCAGAACGUUUGACUCAAACGGCGACAGUACAAUCGAUUUUCGGGAGUUUAUUGUUGCGCUGAGUGUCACUUCACGUGGAAAUUUAGAGGAAAAAUUAAAAUGGGCGUUCUCGAUGUACGACUGCGAUGGGAACGGGAUUAUUUCAAGAGAUGAAAUGCUGGAGAUAGUUAGGGCGAUAUACAAGAUGGUAGGAGCAGUGAUGAAAAUGCCUGAAGACGAAUCAACCCCAGAGAAAAGAACCGACAAAAUAUUUAAACAGAUGGAUAAAAACUUAGACGGGAGUAUUUCACUAGAAGAAUUUGUGGAGGGGGCGAAGAAAGAUCCAUCUAUCGUCCGUUUGUUGCAGUGUACCCCUGGCUCUGGUGGACUUGGAAUGUGAAAAGCAAUUUAAGACAUUUUGUUUUAAAAUGCUUUUUAAAAAAAAAAAAGAUUUUUUUUAGAUUUUUGUUUGAUUUUAUCUAACAUCAGGUAGUGAACGUGUAUAGCCAUUUGUGUCGUGCUCAUUAUUAUUAAUUGGAUUCUAUUCCUGUUUCAUGUACGCUUAACCACACACUGGUUGGUACGCCAAUUGCCAUAAAGAUUUUUUGUUAUUUUUCUGGUUAAAACCUAUAAGCUGAAAGCUAUGUCGCAAUUUUUGCUUAUAUUUUACAAAAAAAAAUGAUUUUUUUUCUCAUCUUUUGUUGCUAAUUUUAAGCAUGAAAUAACUGAAAUUGAUGUCAUUCUAUCUUUAUAUCAUAUAUGAGUAGUAAUUGUUAAGCAUAGGAGAACUUGCACAUAACAAAACCUAUCUGAAACAUGGUCAUCAUUUGGACACUCUCCUAUAGUUGAAUUUGGAUUGUAAAUUAGCGUUUCAUUUACACAUGGGCAAAUGACUGAAUGUGCAAGCAACACUUCUUGGAUGUGAACCUUUCCCCAGACUUUCUCCAGACUAAAGUUUUAUUUUGUCACAAUCCAACAGAAUGCCUUAAUUUUGGAAACUGUUUAAAUUAUAGAAAAAAGUUAAAUUUUCAGCAGUUGGCAAACUUACUGGCUGUAUACAAAUUCUGUUUAUCAAUCAAAAUACAAUAUUUGUUACACAGUUUGGAAUAUAUGCUAACAUACUAAUUCUCAAUGAUAACUUUUAAGAUUUGUUAGCCUAAAAAAAGGCUAGAAAUAUGCUUUUUAAUACUCCAAAAAGGCGGUAUGGGUUAAAAAUUGCUUUGUGGGACAGAUUUGAUAAUUCUGCCAUAGUUUGCCCUCUGCUGAAGUAAACCAUUAUCAAGGGUUUUAUUUUUAACCUCAUAACUGCUGCUGCAUGAAAGCAUCAUUCAAAUAGCUGUGUACAUAAAAUUUAGAUUUGUAAAUACUCGCUUUAAGUCUGGGAUGUCUUAGAACAAAUUUUACCGUAGUUCUCCAUUAACAGUUAUUUUUUAUUUAAAAUUUUGGUUGAAAACUUUGAAAUUAAUUUAAAAAUUCUGGAUUUUUUUUGAGUGUUUUAUAUUAAAAAUCGUAAAUAUUUUUAUAAUUGCUUCAGUUUGUACCACAAGCUUUGAAAACUUUUAAAACAUGCUUGUCUAAACACAAAAUUGUCAUUUGCUUUUAUUUAAGAUUAAUUUGAAAAUUAAAAAUGAUGAAAAUUUAUGUUUUUUAAAAACGAAUCUACUAAUUCAAUUUUAACAAAAAUUCCUAACUUUUAUUGCAUAACCUGACAUAAUUUGAAUAACUUUUUGAUGCAUUUACUGUCCAUAUAUUCUAAUAUGUCUGGUGUCUUUGGUGAAACACAGACUACAUAUUGUUCAAUUUGUACUUUACUAUUUGCAACAAAAAUAAAUUGUCACUUUAACAUUAUUCCAAACAACCGCAAUGUAACCUGAAAGACUUGCACACCAUGAAGACGGCAGGCUUUGCACUUACAGAAAUACAAAAAUGCACUAAAAA
Ciona intestinalis (vase tunicate) is the source of this 2241-nucleotide messenger RNA. The record is from RefSeq and is a predicted model, not a curated record. Lineage: Eukaryota; Metazoa; Chordata; Ascidiacea; Phlebobranchia; Cionidae.